GGACGACGCAUGUGCCUCUCGGGGGAGAGUGCGAGUGAGCCGGCAACCACCCCCCGGUGCAAGCCACCCCCCCCGUGUGGUGUUCCCUCUAUAUGCGAGAUCGUUGUCGCUCGAUUCUGCGCCGUUGCGUGUUUCCCGCAGGGCGGCUCCUACCGCCUAAUGUUCUCUUCCUGGCGUUACCGUGCGCACCCCCGAGGGAUGUGUGCACAAAUGGUGGUGUAACGUGCGUGGUCGGUGCUGAAGGAGAGACGAGCGUUUCGUGCGUGCGUGCGUGCGUGCGUACGGCCGACGUCGGGUUCCGAACAAUCUAGAGGCGUUUAUCCAGGCCCAGCCAUUUAUCGCAAUGGUCACCGACAAUACCAGUCAGGCUGAUGACACGACAGCAUUUCUUCGCGCUGCUCGGUCCGGCAACCUCGAGAAAGUGAUCGAAUUUCUUGAUACUGACUUAGAUAUUAAUACAGCCAACUCGAAUGGUCUAAAUGCAUUGCAUUUAGCUUCGAAGGAUGGCCAUGUUGAAAUAGUAACAGAAUUAUUAAAAAGAGGCGCAAAGGUGGAUGCGGCGACGAAGAAAGGAAAUACUGCAUUACAUAUAGCUUCAUUAGCUGGUCAAUCCGAAAUAGUCAAUAUACUUAUUCAAUAUGGAGCCGCGGUUAAUAUCCAGUCGCAAAAUGGAUUCACUCCUUUAUACAUGGCUGCGCAGGAGAAUCACGACCAGGUCGUCAAACUCCUGCUCAGUAAUGGAGCCAAUCAGAGUCUCGCGACUGAAGAUGGAUUUACACCACUUGCUGUGGCAAUGCAGCAAGGUCACGACAAGGUAGUCAGCGUACUUUUAGAAAACGAUUCUAAGGGUAAGGUCAGAUUGCCGGCAUUACAUAUCGCUGCGAAGAAGGAUGAUUGCAAAGCUGCUGACUUGCUCUUACAGAACGAUCAUAAACCCGAUGUAACAUCGAAGAGUGGCUUCACCCCUCUUCACAUAGCCGCUCAUUAUGGAAACGAAGAGAUCGCCCGGUUAUUAAUAAAACGAGGAGCCGAUGUAAAUUACUUAGCUAAGCAUAACAUAAGUCCGCUACAUGUGGCGGCGAAGUGGGGCAAGAACAAUAUGGUUAAAAUAUUAUUAGAAAACUCGGCGCAAAUCGAUGCUAAGACCAGAGAUGGUUUAACUCCGCUUCAUUGUGCAGCGCGAUCAGGACACGAACAAGUUGUCAGCACGCUUCUUGAAAAUUCGGCGCCGAUUAGCGCUCGUACUAAGAAUGGGCUCGCCCCGUUACACAUGGCUUCUCAAGGAGAUCACGUGGAUGCUGCAAGAGUACUGCUGUACCAUCGAGCGCCAGUAGACGAAGUAACCAUUGAUUAUCUGACUUCGCUCCACGUUGCCGCACACUGCGGACACGUUAGAGUCGCCAAAUUGCUACUCGAUCGUAAAGCCGAUCCGAAUGCUCGCGCUCUGAAUGGCUUCACACCACUUCACAUCGCUUGCAAGAAGAAUCGCAUCAAAGUGGUGGAACUUCUACUGAAGCACGGUGCAUCCAUUGAAUCGACCACGGAGUCCGGACUGACUCCAUUACAUGUGGCCAGUUUUAUGGGGUGUAUGAAUAUCGUGAUAUUCCUACUGCAGCAUGAAGCCAAUCCUGACGUGCCAACUGUUAGGGGUGAAACACCCCUGCAUCUGGCAGCUAGAGCUAAUCAAACAGACAUUAUUCGAAUUUUGCUAAGAAAUGGUGCCAAAGUCGAUGCUCGUGCAAGGGAACAACAAACGCCGCUUCAUAUAGCAUCACGAUUAGGAAAUAUCGAUAUUGUUAUGCUGCUGCUGCAGCAUGGCGCGGCCGUGGACACCGCUACGAAAGAUAUGUACACGGCACUUCAUAUCGCGGCGAAGGAAGGUCAAGAGGAGGUGGCGGCCAUUCUUGUGGAAAACAAUGCUUCUCUCAAGGCUGCAACGAAAAAUGGUUUUACACCUUUACAUAUUGCGGCUAAGUACGGAAAUAUGAAUGUCGCAAAUAUACUCUUACAAAAAGAAAGCAAACUUGAUGUUCAAGGAAAGAACGAUAUCACACCCUUACAUUUGGCAUGCCAUUAUGAUCAUCCAAAUGUUGCAACUCUUUUAUUAGAAAAAGGAGCAUCAUCUCACCUUGCAUCGCAAAAUGGACACACUCCACUACAUAUUGCUGCUCGCAAAAAUCAGAUGGACAUUGCUUCUACUCUCUUAGAGAACGGAGCAAACGCAAAUGCAGAAUCCAAAGCGGGUUUCACUCCGCUGCAUCUGAGUGCGCAGAAAGGACAUUACGAUAUGACGAAUUUGCUAAUUGAACAUGGUGCCAAUCCCAAUCACAAAGCCAAGAAUGGACUCACGGCGUUGCAUUUGUGCGCGCAAGAAGAUUUUAUUAGGGUGGCCUCUAUCUUAGUAAAGAAUGGAGCCGACGUUGAGAGUCAAACAGAAACUGGUUAUAGACCGAUACACGUUGCUGCGCAUUUCGGAAAUUUGUCGAUGAUACGCUUUUUACUAAAACAUAAUGCUGAAAUUGAUGUUAGAACUAACCAGAAUUAUACCCCACUUCAUCAGGCCGCCCAACAAGGUCAUGCUCAUAUUGUCACUGCUUUAUUAGAAGGAAAUGCUUCACAUAAAGCACGCACUAACGAUGGCUUAACAGCGUUGAACAUAGCACAAAAAUUAGGAUAUAUUUCUGUGAUGGAAGUGCUAAAAGGAUUGCCUUAUGAUAGCAUGACUCCGGAUAACAAAAAUUGGGAGGAAAAGUACAAAGUGAUAGCUCCAGAAAGUUUGCAAGAGACUAGUUUCAUGUCUGAUUCGGAUGAUGAAGGAGGUUCUGAUGCAUUAAUUAGCGAACAGCCUUAUCGAUAUCUCACAGCAGACUUGAUGAAGAGUUUAAGAGAUGAUUCAUUGCCUAUCGAUGUUACUAGAGAUGAUCCGGUACACAGACCAAUUACGAAAGAAGAGAAGCAAGAAUUUACGCAAAGCAAUAAUUACUGUUUAGCAGAAAAUUUUGAUAACGAUGGACUGAAUCUGGGGAAAUUGCAUUUUAGAUCAUUUUUGAUAAGUUUCUUGGUGGAUGCACGUGGUGGUGCCAUGAAGGGGUGUAGACAUAGCGGCGUAAGAAUUAUUGUACCACCUCGAAGAGCAACGAUGCCGAUUCGUGUAACAUGCAGAUUAUUAAAGGCAAACAAAGUGGCGAAUCCACCUCCUUUGAUGGAAGGAGAAGCUCUUGCUACUCGAAUUAUCGAGAUGGGUCCGGUGGGCGCGAGAUUUUUAGGACCCGUCUUAAUUGACAUACCACAUUUUGCAUCUGUUCGUGGAAAAGAACGGGAAAUUAUUAUCUUGCGAAGUGAGAAUGGAGAAACAUGGAAGGAACAUGACAAUUCCGUAGAUAACGAUGAUACCCUUCUCAAUACGCCUUAUGAUCCUCAGAUGAGUGUCGCGCACUCAGGUAGAAUUACUCGCAUAAUCACUACAGACUUCCCGCAAUAUUUCGCUAUUGUAACCAGAAUCAAACAAGAGGUUCAUGUUAUCGGCGCCGAGGGUUGCAUUUUGUUAUCCAGCGUAGCGAAUCAUGUGCAGGCCGUUUUCCCUCCAGGAGCCUUAACAAAGAAAAUUAAAGUUGGCUUGCAGGCGCAUGUUAUUCCGACUGAACUCACAGCCAAACUGCUCGGCAAUUGCGUUGCCGUCUCACCGGUGAUCACAAUCGAACCUAGACGACGAAAAUUCCAUAAACCAAUAACCCUUACGAUCCCUGUGCCACAAGCUGCGAACAAGGGGAUGAUCAAUCAGUAUGGUGGAGAGACGCCAACAUUACGCCUCUUGUGUAGCAUCGCGGGUGGAACCAAUGAGUCACAAUGGGAAGAUGUCACUGGAUCAACACCAUUAACUUUCAUGAACGAUAAAGUAUCGUUCACCACCACUGUCUCAGCAAGGUUCUGGUUAAUGGAUUGCAGAAAUAUUGGCGCAGUACCUAAAAUGGCAACGGAGUUGUAUGAGGCAUCCUUACAUGUGCCAUACAUAACAAACUUCAUAAUAUAUUCGAAAAGAAUGGAUGUGUUGGAAGCUACAUUGCGAAUAUUAUGCAUGACUGAUGGUAAAGAAGGCAUGCACACCUUGGAAAGACAAGAAGAAUUCACGGAAAUUGUUAAAAGUCGUGAUGUUGAGGCACUCGAUGGGAAAGAUCUUUAUAUUGAAUUUAGCGGAAAUUUAGUACCAGUAACGAAAUCCGGUAUGCAAUUGAAAUUCACAUUUAGGGCUUUCCGACAGAAUCGAUUGUCGUUCCAUGUUAAAGUAAAAGAUCCGUUAUUGGAUCCAGUAGCGAGGAUGUUAUUUAUGCGAGAACCAAAAGUUGCUAAAGGAGAACCACCUCAGCAGCCUAUUUGUGUGUUAAAUAUUGUCCUUCCCGAAACUAUUAUUAAACAAGAUAUAGAAAAGAAGUUAAAAGGUUAUGAAGAUUCCAAUAUUAUAAAUCAAAAACUAGAUUACUAUAAAUCAAAGUACAAAAUGGAACAAAUGGAGAAAACUGAUAAGCCUAAAGAGAUCUCCUCUCCAACAGAAAAGAAACUUAUAACCGAUACAUUACAAAAGGAACAAACAGAUGCCGCUAUCCACGAAUCCUUUGCACAAAAAGCGGCUUGUCCCCUAGAAUCCGUAGAUGCUAGUUAUCCUAAUAAAGUAGGCGCCGAUCAAUCGGAACCGGAUCUGUCGCCCGAUCUCGAAAGGCAAACGUACUCGGAGAAGCGUAAAUUCUGGGAAGAUAUCUCGAAGAAGCGCGAAAGCUACCAGCGUUCUGAAUCCGAGAUUUCGAGAACCUCUCAAGUGACGAUUAACGAGAGCGACAGCGAGUCGUGCCAGCCGAAUGUCGUGUCCGAGGAGGGUGAUGGAACCACAGAGGGUAUUUCGGACGUCAUACGAUCGGAAACCAUCGAGGACAUCAACGUACCGGACAUCUCGGAAUGUUCAGUGGCGGAGAAGGCACACUACUUUGAAGAACAGAUACAGAAAGAGAUGGCGAAAGGCACGCCAAGAGUACACCAGCAAGACUCUGUCAAGUCUGAGAAAGACAAACCUCUCUUCAAGGGCAAAUCGAUCGAAGAUCAGAAGAGUCGAGUAGAAAAAAGUGUACUGGAAAUAACAAAGGAAAAAAUCGAUAUCGAAGAGAAACACGUGGCGGAAGCGAGAGAGAUAGAUAAGAUUGCAAAAGCUGCUAUGGAACAUGAUAAAUGGAAGGAAACAUGGAAAGAACCGAAAGAUAAAAAGAAGAAAGGUUCGGACGAGGAUAAAGAAGUGCGUGAAGAAGUUCAGAAGAUAAUAGCUCAGCCAGUGAUGGAAAUUUGUAAAGAGUUAUUAAAUAAGGAAAGGGAACUCGCUGAGGAGACAGAAGUGAGACAUAUGAUUACAGAAGAGCUCCCUACACAAAAGAAGCCUGAUAUAUCAACGGAUGUGCAAGAAAUCGUGGAAGAAGAAAGGCCACAGACACCAUUAAGCAAGGAGAAGUCGGCUAGAAGACGAAUGAUAACGGAGGAAACAACGAUUAUUUAUAAAAUGCAAAAAGACGGAACUCUGGUGCAAGAGCAGAUUCACAAGUCGGUACAAAUCGAAGGUGCGAAUGGUAAACCAGUUACACAAGUUCCGGAAGUUAGCGUAGAAACAAAGAUAUUUGAAAAAGGUUUACCAGAAACUUACGAAGUGCAAACUAUAGGCGACGUUGAGAGAUUACGGACGGAGAUUAAGGCUGAAUCGUUUCCUCCUGAUGUUCAAAAAGAAAUCGAGCAAUUUCUUGAGGAGGAGAAGCGAAUCGAGGACGAAGUGGAAAUGGAAGAAAAGAAGAAGAUGACCGAGAUUAAUCUUGAAAAAGAAAAGAAAUUCACUCCUGACAUAGAUAUUAAACAGAUGAAGAAAGAAUUCGAAUCUCGCAUUCCGAUUUCCACGGCAAUGGCUGAAAAGGAUAAGAGCCAGAAAGAAGGAAAGGGCAAAACUUUACCAGAAAAACCUGAGGAAAAAUCGAUAAAAAGUUCUCCAAUAGCGGAGAGGGAAAAGGAUGCUGCUUCACCAGUCAGCAAGAAGAAAGAAUUUGAAUCUCGUAUACCAAAACGUAUUGCAGAAGGAGCGGCAAUGAAAGAAAAGGAAGGGAUGAAAAAGGACUUAUCGGGACGAAAAGACGGUGAGACCGUCACUGUUACUGAGAAGAAAUCCAGCGAGGAAAUCACUUCGCGACAUGAGGAACGCUCGACUACGAAAAGCACGACGCAGACUUUUUCCAAAACUUUUACCGACGUGCAGGAUGCAUUCAAGAUGUUCGAAGACAUAAGUACAAUGAAAGAUAAGGAUUUUGGUACAGUCACUUCGAAAGUUGAUACCAAAGCUACCACUAAAGUAGAAAAAAAGGAGAUACUUUCAUCUGAGAUCUCCAGCGGUGCGGAUAAAUUUAUAACUCAUGAAGAGAAGGAAAGAGUGGAACGGAAGAAGUCUUCAGAGUCUAAAUUGACUAAGGAAUCACCAGCUGAAACAAUAGAGGAGAAGAAAAGUAAAAGCGAAGAGAUGGAUAAAACCACAAUGCAGAAGAUGUCGAUGAAUGUGACGGAAGAUAAGGAAGUGAUAGAUGCAAGUGCUUCUGAAUCUAGAGCGGAAAGUAAAAAGGAAGAAUUAUUUAAACUGCUGGAGGAUAGUGAAGGAAUCGCAACGGAAAAAUCAGGAACUACUAGAGACAGACAAAGUGAUGUGGAUGUAGCAAUUCGAAUUAAGAAAGACGAUACGAAAGAGGUAGAAGAUGUUAAGGAAUUACCUAAAACAGCUAAAGAUGAAGAAAUAGACUUGGAAAAAGUUGAAAUGAUUGCACAAGGACAAUCUUACAGAGAAAGCUCGGACAGUUUUAAAAUUAAGCAAUUUAUACCUAGCCAGAAAGAGAAAAUGGAUUCAACCAAAAAGGGUGAAAAAGAUGAACAACUUGUAAGUAAAGAAGCUCCGAUGUCUUUAGAGAAAAAAGAACAAUUAGUCGCCAAAGAAAUCGAAGCGCGAAAUAUAGCGGAAGGUCUGAUACAAUCGAUUGAGAGUGAAAUCGAGAGAAGAUCAUCGACAUCAGGAUUGAAACCCCAGAUGUUGAGUAAAGAAUAUCUAGAUCAAUUAAUCUCCGAAAGCAGUGAUACUGACCACGAAAAAUUGGCGGACGAUCUGACAAAGAAAUUUGAAAGCAUUGUAAAAAAGGACGAAUUGAUGGAAAGCAAAGCAGAACAUCCGAUUGCGGGAGAAUUAUCGAAAACAUCUAUACAAGAGGAAUUAUUUGAGAAAGGAGACACUAGAGACAGUGACAUAAGCGAGGAUAUAACAAGAGAUGAAGAAUCUUCAUUGCAUGACCGAGAAGAGAGCUUACAAUCAUCUUCGCAAGCCAAGCUUCAAGAUAGAGAUAUCACUGUAAGUCCUAGCAGUAUAUCUGAGCAGAUUGAUCUGGAAGAAACGAUCGAUGUUGACACUGGAGAAUUGGAGGACAUAUCUAAGCCUAUAUCUAGUCCACAUUCCGAGAAAUUUCGUUCGGAUAGAUCAAGCGGUCAAGUUGAACCGCUUCAAAAAGACAUGUAUGGUGAUACUAGUUUAGUGAAAGACAAGAUAGUAUCGGAAAUCUCGGGCGCUAGAGUGUUAGAAAUUUUGGAGCCAGGUAUAGACAGUCGCCAGGACUCGGUCGAUGUACCGUCUUUGGAGUUAGAUGAGCAUAAAGUGUCUGAACAGACUAGUAGGGAUGUACCAUCCUUGCACGAGAGCAUGGCUGUUGAUUCUUUGGAGAGGAUUGAUCAAGAAAAAGAUAUGACCGUUAGUUCUAGCACAGUGUCUGAAGACGUUAAUGCAGAUUAUUCUCCGAUUCAUGAGCAUGUCUCUUCGACUUCACCAAAGGAGUAUGAUGCUGGGGAUAGACGAAGAACGGACAGUUUUGAAAUUGAAAGCCCGCCGUUGGUCUCACCAAGAGUUAAACAUGUACGUGAUCUAGAGAUCAAACCAGUGGAUUGGAUGAUCGGCGACGAGAAAAUCGAAAUAUCGGAAACACUACAGCCUUCUCAAGUUUUUAAUCAGGAAUUGGAGGAGUAUGAGUCGUCUCUACAACGUGCUCGCACUUCCUCGCAAGACGAAUCUAUAGAACAAGAAUCCGUAACAAAAUCCUCUGAAGAAAUUAGUGUAGUUGAAUCGGUAGAAUCAGUUGCUAGUGAUGUCAACGUGACUGUUACGACUACCACAACUAAGGCAACAAAGUUUACCGUAGUUCCAGUGACUGAGGACUUUGAUAGCGAAUAUAUAGUAGAAAAUAAAUUGGAGGUUACUUGUCAAGAAUUGGUUGAUACUUUGCGACGAGAACACGAUGCUAGAACGCCGACACAAGAAUAUGCUAGUCUAAGGCAACCGAUGCCCCGUGAGGAUGAUCUGGAAACAGAAGAAGCAAAAAAUUUUAAUGGGGAAGCUCUACCUAUUGAAAUUGCAGAAAUUAAACCUCAAGAAACGGGUAGAAAAAUUGUUCAAAGAGACAUUUCUGCGGAUAAAAUAUCUACAACGAAGGGAGAAAAAGAAGAAUCUAUUCAGCAUAUUGCAGCUGAGGAAAUACAAGUACAGGAAAAAUUUGAAGAUACUGAUAAAGCUACAGAAGAAUCAGAAGCUACAAAAGAAGAAGUUAUAGAAACUAAGGAAAUUCAGAAGGAUUCUACAAGAGAAGGAUUAGAAUUACCAAAGUGUGCAAGAGUUGAUGAUGUGCUAAAAGAAUGGACGGAGACUUAUCUAGCGAAGAUCAAACCUCCUAGCGAGGAAUACAAACGACAUAUGGAGAAGACUAUCGAGAAGCAUGAUAAACCCAGCAAAUCGACUGCUUCUUCCGAUACUUGUGCCUUGAAAAUAAAAAAAGACGACCUCCAAAAUGUCGAUCUGAGUGCGCGAUACGCAAUAACAGUGCUAGAUCAAGUAGUGAAAAAAGAGAUUGCUGAAGUGAAGGAAUCCUUAGAGGCAGCUAAGCAAGAUUUGAUUGAAGAGUUGAGUGAGAACAGUCAGACUGUAAUUCAGAUAAAAGAUUCGCCCUCAGAGUUUCAGUUCAAACUCCAACCGGAAUCCAUCCCGAAUGACUUACCGUUUUUGUACAGACCACCGUCCAUUGAACACGUUCCUGUGGAGACUGAACCAGAAACCGAGACUGAAAUUACUACGCAAACCGAAUUAUCAUUCGCGAAAAUUCAAAAACUUGACGAAGCAAAAUACGAAGAUACAAAAGACAUUGUCGAUGAAAAAGCGACUGUUGAAGCAACUGCCAUCAUCGACGACAAGCCAACUGAUAUAGUUAAAGCACCUGAAAUUGAUAUUGAAAAACAUGAAGAAGAAGAAGAAGAACCCAUAAUAACUAUUCAAGAUGAACUGGAAGAAGAUGAAGAAGGUCGUCCCAGUCCGCUUCCUAUCAGUAGAUCGUCAGACAUUGGAUCAGACAUGGAUAAUAGGGACGAUAGUUAUUCCUUGGCACCGCCCCAACCGGCACCGAGGAGACGUCAGAAAUCGGCUAGGUUAUCAAAGAAAGUGAAAACCUCGGAAAGUGAAGCUGAUGUCGGUUCAAGUUCUGGCGAGAGCAGCAACUAUCAGUCCUGCGAUUACGAGAUUGGUAGUGGAAGCAGACCUAGUUCGUCCGAUGUCGAAGCGCUACAGUCUGCCGCAGGUGUGCAAUCCGGGACCGCUUCGGAAUACGAGACAGCGAUGAUGUCGGUCGAACACGAAGGAUCGAAAACAAUACCGACGUCGCAAGAGUAUCAGACUGCGGCGAGUACGUUAAGCUCCCACGAAUCCAUGAAAUCUUUGAAUUCCCUGAGCUCGGGUCAUCUCGGCAGUAUUGAUAGCACCAGUGAGUUGUCAGAGACUCUAGUACCUUCCGAAGAAGCGGAUGCAGAUGCAGAUGAAAUAGAUGAAAACCUGGAAAGUGCGUUGGACGCGGAGCAGGAGAUGGCUGAAGCAUCGGAUUCUUCCGGUAGCGAAGAAAUACCAAUGGACGAUACCAUGGAUAAGAUUGACAGUCAUAUACCGUGUCGCAUGAAACGUUCAUCUGAAAUGAUCUUUCAACAGAUUUUGGAUGAUAGUGUUAGUCUAGAGACGGAAUCCAUGGACGAAGUGUUCGAAGAGGAUCAUGCCAAGGUUGCAGACUCAGCUACUUCCGCAUCUAUGGACGCACCGGGGGCUCUUCAAUCCGUGGACAUAAUGACGUCGCGAGUGUCCGAAGAUGGAAUUCAGAGUGUAUGCACGCAAGUGAUUUCGACACGAGUGACCAUGCCCAGUGAUAGUGAAGAGCUCGAGGAGGAAAAAGUGGAAGAUUUGGAAACAGAAAGAGAUACAGAAAAAGACAUGGAGAUAAUGGACGUAGAAAUGACAGGAAGUCUAGAACAGAGAUCGAGUCUCGAUAUUCCUGGAGACGAAACUCUUGAACCGAUGCAAACGACAUCCGUCCAUUCGAUGCUGCAACAGGCCAGCAUGUCUUUGUCCUCGACAUCAGGGAUGUCCUUCGAUACCGUUGUAGAAAAAGACAUAGAAAAGGAUAAGUCUGAACGUCAUUCACCCGAUAGCGAUUCAUUUGAACUUGUAGAUAAACCCGAUAUCAUCGAUGAUUUCGUAGUGAUUGAAGAAGUCGGUCGUGAAGCAGAGGAGUUCGAUGCUGAGGGUAAGAGCAUUCGUAUUAGUUCGGUACCUCAGACUACUAGCAAGCAGUACGACCGUGAUCUAGAAAAUCUGAUCGCAGAAAACAAGGAGGACACGCAGGUUUCGACAAGUCAGGUGUCAAAAAACAAUGAUCUGUUUGAUUUCGAGUCUGAAGAAAGUCCACCACAGGCGUCGAACGACGACCAAUCUCAAUCCUAUUCCGAUGAAGAACAAUAUGAGAGUAAGAAAUGGAUAGAAAUGCAAUUCCACGCUGACGCACGAGUCUAUGACAUCGAGUACGAUCGCGGACCAUUGGAAGACAUCAAGGAGGAAGAGAUCACAGAUUUUGAAGCCGGCAGCAGUAGACUCGGCAGUUUAGGCAGUCACAAAGAAUCUAUAGGGAGCGUUGGAAGUAUGCGCGGUAGCUUUGGUAGUACACCGGACUAUGAUGUUCUGGGGAAAAAAUAUUUCAGCAAACCUACGGAUCAUGAUACCCUAUCGUUGACUUCAUUGCAGGAGUUUGAACACCUAGAAAGCACCGUAGCAGCCGAGAAUUCGCGGAGAUUGCAAUGCGGAUCGCAGGAUUCCAAUAGCAAUAAUGGUAGUCUUCCGAGAAGAUAUAUAACUCGUUCAGGUCAUGGUGACGAUGUCUCUUUGUCUUCGCUAAAGGACUUCGAAGGGUUGGAGAAAGCUUGCAGAGAGGCUCAUCUGAUGGAACUGCGAGCUCGUGAAGAGGAAGAGCUACUGGAACACGAAAGUCCGGAGAAUAAAUACAAAAUGGAAAAUUUGCCACGCUCGAGAACGGAAGCGGAACGGAGCGCGACUGGCUCGUUCAAUCCUAGCACUUCCGGAUCGGACGAUUACGAAAAGAGGAUAAAGGAGAUUGAUGAGAUAAUACGUAUCGCUCAAUCCAACGUGGAAAAGUUUGAUCGGCAGGAUGAUACGACGGAGGAUAUUUCACAGAUCGAGAUUACCGAUGCCGAAAGAGUUAUCGCUCAGCCAAUUCCAGAAACUCUUCCAGAAGAAACGGAAGAAGCGCAAGCGUUACAGAAAGAAAGCAAUAUCAUGGAAACUAGUACAGAUUCCUUAGAAUUAGAAGAUGCAGAAAAAAAAUAUCAUCCAUUGUGUCGAAGCUCGGACUCUUUAGAGAUGAAAACGACCUUGGACCUUCCAUCUCUGAGCUCGGAUUCGUUGAAUAAUAUAAAAGACGCAAAGGAAAUGCAAGAAACUGCCGAGCAAUACGGUGGCAAUGGAAGACGCAUUUCAUCGGAUUCUUUGGAGAUGCCUGUAUUAGAGCAACAGAGAAGCAUCGAAAGCAAUGAAGAGGAAGAAGCGGCAGUUGGUAGUUCUGCUGGACGAACAUCUUCAACGGGAACUAAAACGAGUAAUGGCAAAACGAAAAUAUCAAGUAGCGAUACAUAAGACAAUUUUCGUAGAUAAGUGGACCAUUAGGAGGGAUUUUUGCCAUGAUUUCAUAAACAUAUUACAGGAUAACUCAAGAAGCUUUAUAUGUAAAACACGAUAUUAAAUAAUGUACUAAGUAGUACAUUAUCUAAUAAUGUACUAAGAUAUUAAAUAAUGUGCAUUGUGGAUAUACAAGAUACUAUUACAUUUUAUCCUUAUUUUACGCGAUGUCUUCUGAUAAUAUUUAUAUUAUGCUUAAGUAAGAUAGUUGCUAAGAUAAUAUUGUUGCGUGAAAUAAGGAAGUGGAAGAGGAUGCUUGUCAUUAUUAAAUUUUAACGUAUGUAUUUGUUGUAAUUCUUGCUAUACUUGUUCCGGAAAAUGCAAAUAAUCUUACUUAACUGUUUUUGAAGUCUUUACAUAUGUUAAGUUGCAUUUAUGAAUACAUACUUUAAAGUGCUACUUACAUGUUUUACUUGUAUUACAACGCAAACGAUAUUGUAUUAUUAUAGCGUAUUUUAUAAACGUUUUGAUUAUGGGAUGUCUUUGUGGAUGCACUUUCAUAAAAAUAAUUAUAAAAAUUUUAUAAUAUAUUUGACGUACCUCGUAUCUUGUAAUAAUUUCAAGCGUUUGCAAAACUCAAAAAUACAAUAAUGCUAUCUUAAUGCAUGUUUACAAAGGAAGAUAGAUAAUAUCUAACGUAAUAUCUAAAUAGAAAAUUUUAUAUGCGAAUAUAAUAUUUAGGACACACACACACACACACACACACAC
Messenger RNA from Pogonomyrmex barbatus (red harvester ant), 12802 nucleotides. RefSeq lists its product as uncharacterized. The record is from RefSeq and is a predicted model, not a curated record. Lineage: Eukaryota; Metazoa; Arthropoda; Insecta; Hymenoptera; Formicidae. Gene Ontology annotation, molecular function: protein binding.